Molecule: messenger RNA, 892 nt
Organism: Engraulis encrasicolus (European anchovy)
Lineage: Eukaryota; Metazoa; Chordata; Actinopteri; Clupeiformes; Engraulidae
Exons: 5
Coding region: 206-892 (228 amino acids)
Source: RefSeq, a predicted model, not a curated record
UUUUUUACCGCGGACGUAUCUCCCAAUUCUGGCUAUGAAAAGACCAAUAAUCUUUGCAUCAGCAAGGAAAGACUAACAGGCUUACUGAAAUGGUACUCCAAUGGGAAAAAUGUCUCGAGAAGAUCCCUUCAGCUGGACAACAUCAAAGGAGAGGUGACAUUCAUCCAACAACAAGGUUCACAAAAUGCCCUAGUGCUCACUGGACAUGUCCCUGGAUUUAAACGUGAUGAUCUACAGCCCCUGCCUUCAGUUCACACUGCCACCAAGGUCAACCAAAGCUACAAAGAUGUUCUUCUUGGGACAGAUGAUGAUGCAGCCGAAGAUUCUCUUGAAAAAAACUGACACCGUCACGCCUCCGUGGCAAGCUGACACCAUCACGCCUCCGUGGCUCUCCCGGCACACCGAAGAGGCAAAGAGGCCACGCCGCCGCUCCAGCCUCCCGCCAAGAGCCCGCACAAGCCCCCGUCUCCCCCCCGAAGACCCCGCUAAAGCCCCCGCCGACAGCGCCACCCCAGUCCCCCCUGAAGACCCCGCCGACAGCGCCACCCCAGUCCCCCCCGAAGACCCCGCCGAAGCCCCCGUCUGCACCGCCGCUCCAACCCCGUCCCAAGACCCUGCUCAAACCCCCGUCAAGGCCGCCCCUUCUGCAAUGGUCCCCUUUCAUUCUACAACCCCGUCCCUGUGCCGCCCCACCAUGAAUGUGUCCGUGACUGUACACCCCGUUCGUUCACAAUCCUACCCUGACCUCGCAGAUCCCCGUCCUUCCCCUGAAAGUUCCCCUGACCGUGCUCCAACCCCUUCCAUCAGAGCGGAUCCCCCUCCCUCCCCUGACGGGUCGACAGCACCCACCCCUGACCAGUCCCUUCACCCUUCCCCGUCCCAGACCUUCUGA